Closterium sp. NIES-65 is the source of this 2598-nucleotide messenger RNA. Lineage: Eukaryota; Viridiplantae; Streptophyta; Zygnematophyceae; Desmidiales; Closteriaceae. The record is from the annotation of a GenBank genome assembly.
AUGGCGGUGCAUCGCGGCUCCGUCGCGGUCUCUUGGCGCUCGUCGGCGCUCGCAUGCUGCUGCCUGCCGUCCACGUCGCUCGCAGUGCCCAUUGCAGACUCGCAAGGCGAGGUGCUGCAGGAUUUGCAGACGACGUGGAAAGCAGUCAUCCCAGGCUGGCAGGCGGGGAGCGACUGCCAGCAACCCCAAGGCCUCACAUGCGAUUCAAACGGCAUGAUCACCUCCAUGCGGUUCGAUCAACUUCCUUCAUCGUCUUCUCUCACAACCGAUGUCGCGUGCCUAACCAGCCUCACAGAGCUGUCAGUGGACUCCAUCCCAUGCAUGGGCGUGCAAGCCAUCUCAUGCAUGGGCGUGCAAGCCAUCCCAUGCAUGGGCGUGCAAGCCAUCUUCUGCAUGGGCGUGCAAGCCAUCCCAUGCAUGGGCGUGCAAGCCAUCCCAUGCAUGGGCGUGCAAGCCAUCCCAUGCAUGGGCGUGCAAGCCAUCCCAUGCAUGGGCGUGCAAGCCAUCUCAUACAUGGGCGUGCAAGCCAUCUCAUGCAUGGGCGUGCAAGCCAUCCCAUGCAUGGGCGUGCAAGCCAUCCCAUGCAUGGGCGUGCAAGCCAUCUCAUGCAUGGGCGUGCAAGCCAUCCCAUGCAUGGGCGUGCAAGCCAUCUCAUGCAUGGGCGUGCAAGCCAUGCCAUGCAUGGGCGUGCAAGCCAUCUCAUGCAUGGGCGUGCAAGCCAUCUCAUGCAUGGGCGUGCAAGCCAUCUCAUGCAUGGGCGUGCAAGCCAUCCCAUGCAUGGGCGUGCAAGCCAUCUCAUGCAUGGGCGUGCAAGCCAUCCCAUGCAUGGGCGUGCAAGCCAUCUUCUGCAUGGGCGUGCAAGCCAUCCCAUGCAUGGGCGUGCAAGCCAUCCCAUGCAUGGGCGUGCAAGCCAUCCCAUGCAUGGGCUUGCAAGCCAUCCCAUGCAUGGGCGUGCAAGCCAUCUCAUACAUGGACGUGCAAGCCAUCUCAUGCAUGGGCGUGCAAGCCAUCCCAUGCAUGGGCGUGCAAGCCAUCCCAUGCAUGGGCGUGCAAGCCAUCUCAUGCAUGGGCGUGCAAGCCAUCCCAUGCAUGGGCGUGCAAGCCAUCUCAUACAUGGGCGUGCAAGCCAUCUCAUGCAUGGGCGUGCAAGCCAUCCCAUGCAUGGGCGUGCAAGCCAUCCCAUGCAUGGGCGUGCAAGCCAUCCCAUGCAUGGGCGUGCAAGCCAUCCCAUGCAUGGGCGUGCAAGCCAUCUCAUGCAUGGGCGUGCAAGCCAUCCCAUGCAUGGGCGUGCAAGCCAUCUUCUGCAUGGGCGUGCAAGCCAUCCCAUGCAUGGGCGUGCAAGCCAUCCCAUGCAUGGGCGUGCAAGCCAUCCCAUGCAUGGGCGUGCAAGCCAUCCCAUGCAUGGGCGUGCAAGCCAUCUCAUACAUGGGCGUGCAAGCCAUCUCAUGCAUGGGCGUGCAAGCCAUCCCAUGCAUGGGCGUGCAAGCCAUCCCAUGCAUGGGCGUGCAAGCCAUCUCAUGCAUGGGCGUGCAAGCCAUCCCAUGCAUGGGCGUGCAAGCCAUCUCAUGCAUGGGCGUGCAAGCCAUGCCAUGCACGGGCGUGCAAGCCAUCUCAUGCAUGGGCGUGCAAGCCAUCUCAUGCAUGGGCGUGCAAGCCAUCUCAUGCAUGGGCGUGCAAGCCAUCCCAUGCAUGGGCGUGCAAGCCAUCUCAUGCAUGGGCGUGCAAGCCAUCCCAUGCAUGGGCGUGCAAGCCAUCUUCUGCAUGGGCGUGCAAGCCAUCCCAUGCAUGGGCGUGCAAGCCAUCCCAUGCAUGGGCGUGCAAGCCAUCCCAUGCAUGGGCUUGCAAGCCAUCCCAUGCAUGGGCGUGCAAGCCAUCUCAUACAUGGACGUGCAAGCCAUCUCAUGCAUGGGCGUGCAAGCCAUCCCAUGCAUGGGCGUGCAAGCCAUCCCAUGCAUGGGCGUGCAAGCCAUCUCAUGCAUGGGCGUGCAAGCCAUCCCAUGCAUGGGCGUGCAAGCCAUCUCAUACAUGGGCGUGCAAGCCAUCUCAUGCAUGGGCGUGCAAGCCAUCCCAUGCAUGGGCGUGCAAGCCAUCCCAUGCAUGGGCGUGCAAGCCAUCCCAUGCAUGGGCGUGCAAGCCAUCCCAUGCAUGGGCGUGCAAGCCAUCUCAUACAUGGGCGUGCAAGCCAUCUCAUGCAUGGGCGUGCAAGCCAUCCCAUGCAUGGGCGUGCAAGCCAUCCCAUGCCUGCACGUGGGGGAUAUGCCUGGACCUGCAAGGCCCACGUGGGCGAUUAAAAAGACCAGUGCAUGCUCCUUUGCUGGCCUGAUGUGCACCACACCACACUGGCCCGUCUAUGCACCUUCUCUCUGCUGCUGCUUCCCGUCGCCCUCCCUUUUCCGCCUUUGCUGCUCCGCUUUCUGCCCUCUCUUCUCUUCCCCCUUUGCUGCUGCUUCUCCGCAUGUGCUUCAGCAUGCCACGUUGCCUCCUGCUGCUGCUGCUACUGCUACUGCUCCUGUUCCUGCUGCUGCUGCUGCUGCGGCUGAGCCAUUGCUGCCUCACUCUCCGUAUCCCCUUCCCCCCAUGCAGGGAGCUGCCUUCUAA